UCUCGUUCGGACACAUGCCACACACAAUUUCUGUCGUGAUCGUGACGUUGCAUCCCCUUGUGACAUGACUCACUGACCUGCGCCUGAGAUACCGCAACCGUAUCUGUUGUACUGAACGAAAUAGUCGUGCUAGCAUCACUAGGGGCACAAAUUGUUUAUAAUAUUCUAAUAAUGACCGAAGUAAGGAAAGACGACGUUGUGAAAAUUCUUCACACCUAUCCACUUUGUAGAAAAUGUGAUAUGUCUGAUGAAAUGAAGCAAGAAGCAAUGGAGUUAUGCAUGACUGCAGCAGAAAAGUAUGCAGAUAACUAUGAAAGUGUAUCACGAAUGAUUAAGGAAACAAUGGACCAAAAAUUUGGUGCAUCAUGGCAUACCGUUGUUGGAGAAGGCUAUGGAUUCGAAAUAACUUAUCAGCUAAAACACCUUCUAUACAUGUACUGUGCAGGCAAUUUAGCAAUAUGCAUAUGGAAGUCUGCAUAGUGCAUCUUUAAUCACCAUAAUUUUUAAUUAUAUUAUAAAGAUAUUAUUUCUUUAUGUGUAUACACGCAUGCGCGCGCACACACACACACACACACAGAGUACUUAUAAUAUAAGCUGUAAUAAUAAUAAGAAAAACAAUAUUUUUAAUGUCUUGUGGGCGUAAAUCUGUGUAAAAUGUUUUAUACUAUUGUAUCAUUAUAAAUGCAUUGUGUACUGGAAGAAAACCAAAAGAGAUCAUUUAUAUCAUGUGUAUUAUAUGUAACAUAUAUAAUAAACUAAUUUAAACAUA
Molecule: messenger RNA, 769 nt
Organism: Ooceraea biroi (clonal raider ant)
Lineage: Eukaryota; Metazoa; Arthropoda; Insecta; Hymenoptera; Formicidae
Product: dynein light chain 4, axonemal
Biological process (GO): microtubule-based process
Cellular component (GO): dynein complex
Source: RefSeq, a predicted model, not a curated record